AUGACGACAAGACGCCAAACCACGAAAUUCGAAGUCCCCAUCCCCUCCCGCGCAAACGGCAGCACGAAACCCUCCGACAUGCAACCAACAACAACCCUCGAAGAAUCCCCUUCCCUCCUCAACUCCCCCUUCCUCCCCACCGCGCUGGAAACCCUCCUCCUAUCCCUCUACCCCCUCACCCUCCUCCUCGGCAGCAUCUUCAGCACCCUGCACCCUUCCACGCGAGCCGCAACCUACAAUCCCAUCGCCCAAGCCUACGACCCUUCCACCGCGCCCUCCUAUUUCGCCCGGAAGGGAAAUCUGUUUAAUGUUUAUUUCGUCAAGAUCGGCUGGUUCUGGAUCACGUUGGCUUUUUCCAGCUUCAUCCUCACGCAUUCGAGUCUGGGGCCGCCGUUGAGGGUGGUGGGGACGAGGAGGAGGUGGCAGGCUGGGGUGCGGUAUGGACUUGUUACGUUGGUGUGGGUGUUUGUGACGCAGUGGUUCUUCGGCCCGCCGAUUAUUGAUCGCUCUUUCACGUGGACGGGGGGCAAGUGCGAGAUGAUUGAGAGUGAGACGCUGGCUGCGCGGCGGGAGAAGGCGGGGAUGAGUCAGGCGGAGAAGGCGUUCACGCAUGCGGCUUGUAAGACGAUUGGGGGGCAGUGGAGGGGUGGGCAUGAUAUUAGUGGGCAUGUGUUUUUGUUGAUACUGGGGAGUGCGAUGUUGUGGUUGGAACUUUUACCCGCGCUGUUGAGGAUGGAGGGGUUGCGUGAGGCGAGGCGGGUUUUGACGAAGGAUGGGCUGGUGAGGAGUGCGGCUAUCGAGACGGACGCUGAUACUGCGGAGGGUAGGAAGGAGGGGAGGAAUAUGAAGAUCCCGGAGGAGACUUCGCUGGGCGUCAAGGCGGCGUUGGGGGUGGCGGGCAUGAGUUGGUGGAUGUUGCUCAUGACGGCUGCGUACUUCCAUACUUGGUUUGAGAAGUUCACGGGUUUGGCCGUGGCGUUUCUGGCGGUGUAUCUGGUUUAUUUCUUGCCUAGGGCUGUUCCGGCAAUGAGGAGGGUGGUGGGGUUGCCGGGUGUAUGA
This is a messenger RNA of Recurvomyces mirabilis, 1059 nucleotides long. RefSeq lists its product as uncharacterized. Gene Ontology annotation, cellular component: endoplasmic reticulum membrane. The coding region runs from base 1 to 1059 and encodes 352 amino acids. The transcript has a single exon. Gene Ontology annotation, biological process: lipid droplet organization; phospholipid biosynthetic process; lipid storage. Gene Ontology annotation, molecular function: coenzyme A diphosphatase activity. NCBI's taxonomy places the organism in Eukaryota, Fungi, Ascomycota, Dothideomycetes, Mycosphaerellales, Teratosphaeriaceae. The record is from RefSeq and is a predicted model, not a curated record.